Molecule: messenger RNA, 357 nt
Organism: Racocetra fulgida
Lineage: Eukaryota; Fungi; Glomeromycota; Glomeromycetes; Diversisporales; Gigasporaceae
Source: the annotation of a GenBank genome assembly
GUUUAAAAGAACAGUUACAAGAAUUUAUAAAAGAAGAAAAGAAAAAUUUUUUUCAUUCAAAUGAUAGCAUUGUUCUUAAACAGGCCAAAUUUGAAAUUAAUAAUUAUAUAUAUAAUAUUAAUUAUAGAAAGAUUGAUAAGCAAUUAGUCAAACUACAAACCCAAGCUAUUGUAAAAUCAAUUGAUCGUGCUGGUGCAAUUUAUGUUAUAAGACAAGAAAUCACACAUAAAGUAAAUAAAAAAAUUCCUAAUAGUUUAGUUGAUAUUGAUCAACCAACUAUUUUUGAGCCAAUUACUAAAGAGGCUGAUAUUACUGAUCCAACCAUAGUUUCUAAUGCUGUCACAUCUAUUAGAAAAG